AUGUUAGGAGAAGGCCCAGGUGAUGGUUCUCGGGUGUAUAUACCCCCUGCUGUAGAGGUUGAAGACCAAUCCGACGAUCCCGACGCCCCCGAUCUACUCCCUCGCCAUGUCGACACCGGUCCUACCGUUCUUCCCGUCUGGUUACGGGAAUCCUCGAAGUCUUUUCGCUGGAGCUGGGUCCCCUUACCGAUCCGAAAGGCUGCUCGCACUACCGCUGAAUUCGUCAAGGGUCCAGACCCGCCAUACCCGCUCUUGUUGAACCCUCUGUUUCCCCAGAUCCAGGAACUGCCCAAGCGGUACUUGGACAAGUUCUUCCCGAAGCGCAAACAUAAAGUCUCCCUACUUUUACUCCUAUAUUUCGCUUGGUUCCUGCCGUGGGCUAUCCUAUUCCUGCACUCUCGAUCUGCGGGUUAUAUUGAAGGCUACGGGCGGCCUAUCACACUGUCUUGCUCGAGUACCUUUUGGACGCCUGGUAAUGGUUGUGGACUCAAUGGAAACGAUUGCCGUCCUUUCACCGCCGCGGCAACCCCGUUCCGAUGCCCGGCCAACUGUCGAGACACGAAAACGAUCGAACCUUAUACCUUUGGUAAUCAGACAAUCAAUUAUAGGGGACUUGUCAUCGGAGGACCUGAGCCGGGCUCGGAUGAGCCUGGCGUAUAUCGUGCCGACAGCUUCAUUUGUCAAGCCGCCCUCCAUGCAGGAGUCAUUGACAACGAUGGAGGUUGUGGAGUGGCCCAAUUGGAAGGAGCGGCGCAUUCGUUCCAUACGUCCAAACACAAUGGAAUCAGCUCGCUCGGUUUUCCUUCGACCUUUCCCAAGACUUUCAGCUUCGUCGAGCCGUCGUCAGAUGCCACUUGCCCGCAGGAUCCGCGAUGGCCCCUACUAGGCAUCACUAUUGGGGCGCUCGCUGCCCUGUGGCUCUUCUGCUCGUCCCCUGCGGUGUUAUUCUUCAGCACGUUCUUCAUGCUUUUUAGCCAGGUUGGAUUGGUCUCUGAUCCACCACCUCGGGCUGAACUGGCCGCUCUUAUGUCCGUCUUCGUCGCUCGGCUUCUCCCAGCAUCAUUUGUUGCAUAUGUCCUGUUUAGAUACUGUGCGCGACCACUCUUAACGCCGCUAUCGUCCCCUAUCUAUCAGUUCAGCAAGACCUUGCUCUUCUUGCCUCCUGCGUUCUUUGGUGGUCUGAACAACUAUACUUUCGCAAGAUUGAUCCCCCUUGAGCGUCUGACGCCGCAUGAUAUUCAGCAACAACCCGGUGCGAAGCUCGCAUUAGCCAUAGUCAUUCCUACCGUCCUCGGUAUCAUCUUAACCCAAACCCACCAAAUUCGCAUGGGUGGCUUGAUGCCACAUUACUUGAAGGUGUACGGAACGAUGGCGCUGAUUCUUCUGAUUCUGCUCCCACUCCCCGGGCUCCGUCUUCGCAUUCACCAUUACAUCCUUGCGAUUCUCUUGAUGUAUGGGACGGCUUUCCCCACUCGGCCAUCAUUAGUCUACCAGGGAUUGCUGCUUGGUCUCUUUAUCAACGGUAUUGCCAGGUGGGGCUUUGCUUCCAUCAUCGAAACGCCCGCUGCGCUGGGCGAACAAGCCCCAGGCCCCGGUGGGUCGCAUGGAUGGUGGGGAGGCACCUCACCCCAUGUCAACGAUAGCUCUGUCACCAUUUCUCUCCCAGAUAGAGGCUCCGGCGAGCCCUAUCAUGGCAACGGCAACAUUACGUUCACGCUAUGGGAGCGAGAACGCAUGGACAAACUGGGUGUGGACGGAGUCUCGGUCCUAGUCAACGAUGUUGAGCGCUGGCGCGGUUACCUGGACGAGGACCCCGCGGGAGAGUUCACCUGGCAUCGCCACGGCCACGCAGGCCUCGAACUACAUCACACAUCCUCAACUGACGGUGAUUUCGAGGUCUCGUCCUCGGAGCUCGAGCUCGAACAGAUUCAUCCCAGCGACGAGGGCAAACCCGAAACCCUGUUCUUCCGCUUUGCGUUCUUGAGGGGCGCCGAGGCAGGAAAGUACGGGGGUUCUGGGGUCUGGCUCGAGGAAGGGGACUGGAUCUCGCCCCCGCCGCCUAAAAACUAG
Aspergillus puulaauensis is the source of this 2070-nucleotide messenger RNA. Its product is annotated as LCCL domain-containing protein. Lineage: Eukaryota; Fungi; Ascomycota; Eurotiomycetes; Eurotiales; Aspergillaceae. The transcript is spliced from 2 exons. The record is from RefSeq and is a predicted model, not a curated record. The coding region runs from base 1 to 2070 and encodes 689 amino acids.